AGAAAAGGAGCACAGUAUGGAUUUUGCUUACAUAAUAAGCAGUUGCAUUGCAGCUGGAUAGAGAUCAUAAGGCCGGUGCAUUACUAUUUAUCAUCAUCAUCAAUUAAUUAGUUAAUGUUCUUCCAAAUAUAUCAUCAUACUGAUAAUCAAGGCCCCCCUCUCUCUCUCUAUAUAUAUAUGCAUUAGCAUGUGCCGGCAAUCAUUGAUAAAUCAAAUUUAAGGUGGAGAGCUGCUGUAGGCAAGAACACAAAAUUUAGUGAAUAAAUUGAUAUAAAUUAUUAAGUACUUAGAGAGUUGUGCGCGUGGAUGGAUACCGGAGCAGUAGGAAAAUGGUUUUGGUUGGUGAUUAUGAUGAUGAGUUUGAUGGGUGUCCUUACAGUCAUGUGUUCGUCCACGUCCGGUGAUGGUGAUGGUGUUGGGGCUAAUAAUAAAGCAGCAGCAGCACAGGCGACAGCACUGUUCGUGUUUGGUGAUUCCUUAGUAGAUAACGGGAAUAACAAUUUCCUAAAUUCAAUUGCAAAAUCAAAUUACUACCCGUAUGGUGUGGAUUCCAACAGAGGCCCAACCGGCAGAUUCUCCAAUGGAGAUACUUUUGUCGAUUACCUUGGAGCAUGGUUGGGUAUUGCAGCUCCUCCUCCCUUUUCAGAUCCAUCCACAACUGGAACUAGAAUUCUCGGAGGAGUCAACUAUGCCUCCGCUGCUGCUGGCAUCCUUGACGAAACUGGCCAACACUAUGGUGAAAGGUACUCUUUGAGUCAACAAGUUCUGAAUUUUGAAAGCACGCUGAGUCAACUGAGGACGAUGAUAAGCGGAGCUAACUUGAGCAAGUACCUUUCAAAAGCCAUCGCAAUUCUGGUAUUUGGGAGCAAUGACUACAUCAACAACUAUCUAUUGCCUGCCAUGUACCCCUCCAGCUUCAAUUACAAUCCUUCCCAGUUUGCCAACCUUCUUCUCAACCACUACGCACGACAACUCGUCGCCCUCUACAGUCUUGGGCUUCGCAAAUUUGUGGUUGCGGGAACCGGGCCUCUGGGAUGCAUCCCGAACGUGCUGGCGACGGGGCAAGCCCCUCCAGGAAGAUGCGUCGACUAUGUCAACCAAAUUCUAGGCCCCUUCAACCAAGGCCUGCUAUCACUUGUUAAUAUUAUGAACAACGGCACCCAUCCAGGUUCCAUGUUCGUCUACGGCAACACUUACGGUGCAAUUGGGGACAUUCUGAACAAUCCAGAGAGAUACGGGUUCAAGGUGGUUGACAGAGGAUGUUGUGGGAUAGGGAGGAAUCAGGGUGUGAUAACCUGCAUGCCCUGGGUUCCUCCAUGUUCCAACAGGAAUCAGUAUGUCUUCUGGGAUGCCUUCCAUCCCACCCAAGCUGUUGAUGCUAUUCUUGCUCACAGGGCUUAUGCCGGUCCUCCCACUGACGUCCAUCCCAUCAACGUUCAACAAUUGGCUCUUAUUAAUUUCUCCUGAUCAUCAUUUCAAAUGUUUUUCAUGGGAUUUUCUACAUAAUAAAUAUAAUAAUUUUUAAAUUCACUGUAAGAAUUGAAGCUGCUCUUUGAAUAA
This is a messenger RNA of Sesamum indicum (sesame), 1560 nucleotides long. RefSeq names its product GDSL-like Lipase/Acylhydrolase superfamily protein. NCBI's taxonomy places the organism in Eukaryota, Viridiplantae, Streptophyta, Magnoliopsida, Lamiales, Pedaliaceae. Gene Ontology annotation, molecular function: hydrolase activity, acting on ester bonds. The record is from RefSeq and is a predicted model, not a curated record.